AUCUUCACCUGAUUACAUUGCUAAUAUAAGUCGAAUAUUUGGAUUAUUACGGCUUCUCACUUUGGGAAUACCGGAAAAUAUGAAGCUUUUCGUUACCCUUGCUGUAUUCGCAUUCUUAGGAUGCUCCUUUGCAGAGAAACUGCUAAGGAUUCCGGUAGAGAGAACGAAGCCCGUGAGACAUUUGCUUCAUGAAGUGGGUACACCCGUUGAAGCGGCCUUGCCUUUACGUUAUCGACCAAACAGCCCCGUUCCCGAGCCACUUUCCAAUUAUUUGGAUGCUCAAUACUAUGGACAGAUAUCCAUUGGAACUCCUCCUCAGAACUUCAAGGUGGUCUUUGACACUGGCUCGUCCAAUUUGUGGAUUCCCUCCAAGAAAUGCAAAUGGACUAACGUUGCUUGCUUAAUUCACAACAAAUAUGACAGCAGCAAAUCCAGUACAUACAAGGCAAAUGGAACAGCUUUAGAAAUCAAGUACGGCAGUGGAAGUAUGACCGGCUUUCUAAGCACUGACACUGUUCAAAUCGGAGGAACAAAGAUUGCAGGUCAAACGUUUGGUGAAGCAGUCACGGAGCCCGGUUUGACUUUUGUCGCUGCUAAGUUUGACGGUAUCCUUGGCUUGGGAUUCAGCUCUAUCUCUGUAGAUGGUGUGGUACCCGUUUUCGACAACAUGCUGAAGGAAAAAUUGGUCGACGCUCCCGUUUUCUCCUUUUAUCUUAACAGAAACCCUGAUGCCAGUACUGGAGGUGAAAUCAUUUUUGGAGGCAGUGAUUCCAAGCACUACAAAGGCGAUUUUACCUAUGUACCUGUGACUAAGAAAGGAUACUGGCAGUUUUCCAUGGACGCAGUGUCUGUAAAUGGUAAAACUGGAGCUUACUGCGCUGGUGGAUGUCAAGCUAUUGCUGAUACUGGUACCUCCCUGAUUGCUGGACCUGUCUCUGAGAUCGACAAACUGAACAAAGAAAUUGGAGCCACGCCCCUUACCCAAGGAGAGUAUGUUAUCGAUUGCAGUUUAGUUCCCAAGCUGCCAACAAUUUCCUUUACAUUUGCUGGAAAGACUUUCGAUCUGCAAGGCUCUGACUAUGUUGUUAAGGUGUCUGAAAUGGGCCAGAGUAUUUGCCUGAGUGGAUUCAUGGGAAUCGAUGUUCCAGCACCAAUGGGCCCUCUGUGGAUUCUGGGUGAUGUGUUCAUCGGACGUUACUACACUGAGUUCGAUUACAGCAACAGUCGAGUUGGAUUCGCCAAUGCUGUUUGAAGCGGAAAUAUGUUUUUUUUUUUAAGGUUUUGAGAAGGAACUUUUAAAUAAUUUCAGCACAAAAAGUCAACAAUGUGCUUACGACAAAGUUGAAACCUGAUUAAAAUAAAACAUUUCUAUGUGAAUUAGUUUCUUUUAUUAAAAUAUGAAAAUUGUGUGUG
Messenger RNA from Uloborus diversus, 1413 nucleotides. Its product is annotated as lysosomal aspartic protease-like. The coding region runs from base 80 to 1252 and encodes 390 amino acids. The record is from RefSeq and is a predicted model, not a curated record. The transcript has 9 exons. Gene Ontology annotation, molecular function: aspartic-type endopeptidase activity. NCBI's taxonomy places the organism in Eukaryota, Metazoa, Arthropoda, Arachnida, Araneae, Uloboridae. Gene Ontology annotation, biological process: proteolysis.